Pecten maximus is the source of this 1159-nucleotide messenger RNA. RefSeq names its product C-factor-like. The transcript has 5 exons. The record is from RefSeq and is a predicted model, not a curated record. The coding region runs from base 1 to 753 and encodes 250 amino acids. NCBI's taxonomy places the organism in Eukaryota, Metazoa, Mollusca, Bivalvia, Pectinida, Pectinidae.
AUGUCGAUCGCUCCACGUGCAGUUUUGAUCACUGGUGCAAGUAGGGGUCUGGGAUUGGAAUUCGUCAGACAGAUCGUCUGCCUUUCAACGCCACCAAAAUAUUUGUUCGCAACAUGUCGGAACCCAGAUUCGGCAACGUCUCUUCAAGACAUUGCUAAGACACAUUCCUGUAUAAAGGUGAUGAAAUUCGAUGUAUGCGACUUCAGUAGCUACAGUAACCUGAAGGAGAACAUUUCCUCGAUACUAGAAGGUGAAGGCCUUAACUUAGUUGUGUGUAAUGCUGGCAUCCUAGUUCGGUCAAGUUUCACGGACACCACUCCAGAUGUGAUGACGUCAGUGUAUACAACAAACGCCAUAGCACCGAUGAUUCUUGUGCAGACUUUCGGACCGCUCCUUAAACUAGCGGCACAGAAAUCGUCGGAGAAAGGAAUGUCCUGGCGAAAAGCCGCCGUGGUGAACGUAUCGUCAAUUCUGGGGUCUGUGGAGAGUACCAGCAGUGGUGGUAUGUACCCACACCGGGCUUCAAAGGCGGCACUGAACAUGAUAACGAAAACCCAGAGCAUUGAUUUGAAAGCGGAUGAGAUUCUAGCUGUUGCCGUCCAUCCAGGUUGGGUUCGUACUGAUAUGGGAGGCCAGGCAGCCCCUGUCUCUCCGACUGAGAGUGUCCAAGGUAUGCUCGGCGUCUUCUCCACACUGUCCGAGGAUACCAGUGGUAGGCUGUUUAACUAUACGGGUGAAAUCCUGCCGUGGUAAAAUGAUCUGGCUUUAGUCAUCCCCAGGCCUGGUGAUGAGAGGUGACUUUGCGGGUAGGCGUUUGUACUUUACUGGAGAACUGUCGUAAGAAUUCCUUAGGACUGGUGAUGAAAGGUGACAUUACUGUCCGGCAUUCCUCAGGGCUGGAGUUACCACUGCUUCAUAUCGUUUCCAUACAAUCAGAUACAGUUUAUCUACAUAUAUGCGUGCUUAUCAGGUAAUGUUCGUCUAGUUGUUUGAUUCUGUCAUCUAUUUCGAUUGGUUGUAUCAUAUCUUUAGACAAACCCUUUCACCUAAGUUUCAUGUGUAUUAGGAUCACUUCGUGAUUAUUAAACAACAGGCACUGUAACCAGUCUAAGAUCUUUUGAUUUCAGUCAUACACCUGACCAUGGCCCGACUAAAAUUC